This is a messenger RNA of Penicillium angulare, 1920 nucleotides long. RefSeq names its product DUF4387 domain-containing protein. NCBI's taxonomy places the organism in Eukaryota, Fungi, Ascomycota, Eurotiomycetes, Eurotiales, Aspergillaceae. The transcript has 2 exons. The coding region runs from base 1 to 1920 and encodes 639 amino acids. The record is from RefSeq and is a predicted model, not a curated record.
AUGCUGGGUUACGGCUUCAGCACCCUGGACCUGGAGAAGGGUCUUGAGAUAGCCUUGCAAUCUGGCUCACCGACCGCGAUUAUCCUCGAUUCUGGGUCGACUGAUUCGGGUCCUGCAAAGUUGGCCUUGGGGUCAAUGACUUGUCCACGAUCAUCCUACGAACGAGACUUGCGGCAGUUGAUUUGCGCCGUCAAGAAAUACCGCGUUCCGCUGCUCAUCAGCUCUGCUGGUGGAGAUGGAAGUGAUGCGCAUGUCAAGGAGUUUCUUGAUAUCAUCCGGGAGACUCUGGAGGCGCCCGAUCAAAGAUCUUUAAAAACACUCGCAGUCUACAGCGGAGCUCGGCAUGAACUGCUCCUCGAAAAGUUGGUAGCCGGAAAGAUCACUGGGUGCGGGACAUGUGUCCCCAAAUUAACCGAACAAGACAUCAUGCAGUCGCCCUGCAUUGUCGGACAGAUUGGGCCCGAGCCAUUCGUGCAAGCCAUGAACGCCCAUUCCGACUUCGACAUCCUCAUCGCAGGAAGAGCAUAUGACCCGAGCCCCUACGUCGCAUUCUGCGCCUUCAAUGCACUUCGCGAGUCAACCGGCGAUAUGUAUAGUCUGGAAUCAACAGUACUCGGUGGGUUUACCCAUAUGGGAAAGCUUAUGGAAUGCGGGGGAGCAUGCGCUACCCCCAAAAGUGCGAGCUCAAUGGCCACUGUGUAUUCUGAUGGGUCCUUUGACAUUCGACCGUUGGCCGCGGAAUCGCGAUGUACCCCGACCAGUGUGGCAGCGCAUGCUCUGUACGAGAAGUCUAGACCGGAUAUAUUGCAUGGGCCUGGGGGAUUUCUUGAUCUCAACACCGCCACGUACACAUCGCUCUCUGAUGGUAUCAGUGUGAGAACGUACGGCUCCGAAUUUGUCUCGUCCAAGAGCCAAGGGCUGCCCAUUACAAUCAAAUUCGAAGCGGCGAGGGUGAUCGGUUACCGGGGAAUUUUCAUGGGUUCUUUCUGUGACCCCAUUCUCAUCCGGCAGCUGCCAUCGCUACUUGACCGUGCAAAGGCCUAUGUUAAGCAGAAGCAUGCGCAUACUCGGGAAAAGUGGGAGGUUGACUUCCACGUGUAUGGUUUUGAUCUCGACAGGAACGAAAGGACCUCAACAGGAGAUGUGUUUAUUGUCGGAGAGGCACUUGCUGAGACCCAAGCUCUAGCAAAUAGCGUUACAUCAUCCGCCCGUAUCGCAUGUGUCCAUGCGCCAUACGAAGGACAGAAAGCAAACGGUGGAAAUUUUGGUAUGGGAAUAGGUGGGAAGUUGGAGGUCGAGAUGGGGGCAUGCGCCGAGUUCUCAAUAUAUCACUUGGCAGAGAUGGAGGAAGGGGAGGAAGAGGCGAUAGAGAUCAGUCAGGAUGCCACAGGCCGGCGAGACCAGGGAAAUGGGUCGAAGAGCCUCACACGAUGGGAAACACGUCUUUUAGGCAGUGGUCCCCGAAUUGAUCGUCAAAGAUUUCACGACUCAUCGACUCACGGAGGUUGUGGUGCGAACCAUACUAUAAAUCCUACUACUAUUUCUUCACAUCCCAAGCCACUCGGACAGAUAACAGGUACAUUUACUCUGGGAGAGAUCGCCAAGGUGAUUCGCUCCAAGAACGCGGGACCAUUCGAGAUUACUCUUGACGUUAUGUUCGACUGCGCAGUGGUUUAUCAGCAGGUUAAAGAGGCCGGGGUCCUCGCAACAGCGAAGAUUGCAGAGCUCUACGAUAUCUCUGUUGAUAGCAUUGUAUGGUGUGGAUUUUUUGAUCAAGCGCUUGCAUUCAAAGCGACCAUUCCCAGAUACAGGAACGGGAAGCCGAAUGCUUCAGGGGGAUUCAUGGAGAAUGAUGUCCAUGGGUCUCAGAACCAUCUGCCUUUGUUUAAUAUCACCAUUACACUACGCAAGCAAGUCUAA